Messenger RNA from Phragmites australis (common reed), 2916 nucleotides. RefSeq lists its product as uncharacterized. NCBI's taxonomy places the organism in Eukaryota, Viridiplantae, Streptophyta, Magnoliopsida, Poales, Poaceae. The record is from RefSeq and is a predicted model, not a curated record. The transcript has 7 exons. Gene Ontology annotation, biological process: transposition. The coding region runs from base 1399 to 2289 and encodes 296 amino acids.
GGAUGUGGCUUCAGGGUCAAGUCAUAUGAUAUUUUUGAAGUUAAUGGGUACAGAUUUCGGUCCGAGAAGUAUGAAAAAUCCAGAGGCAAUCUAACUACAAUUAAUACCGGGGUGCUUGCUGUUGGCACUGAUGAUGCCACAAACAAGGAUCUUGAGUACUAUGGCACUAUCAAAGACAUAAUUGAGCUAAAGUUUGAUGGUGAUAACGAAUUUAGCCUAGUUUUGUUUGAUUGCCAUUGGUUUCACCCUACUGAUGGAGUGCGUCAUUUAGAAAGAUUUGGUCUAGUUGAGGUUGCACAUGCAUCAUGUAAUCCAGCAAAUGAACCUUUUGUGCUUGCUAGCCAAGUAACACAAGUAUAUUAUCUUCCAUAUGCAUGUACUGCACAUACAAGUCUUAAUGCAUGGUGGGUUGCAUACAAGGUAAGGCCCUUAGGAAGCUUGCCCAUUACUUCAAUGGAUGAUCAUAACAGCGAAGAUUCACCAUGUGAGGAUGCCUUCCAAGAAGAUGGGUUGUACGGUCAAUUUAUUGUAGACAUGGGUCUAGGUCUUGAUAACAUCAGAAGUACUUGUUCAGAUGAGGUUACUGACCCAUUUGAACUAUCAGUGAUAAACAAUCCACAAAACGUUGUGAGUGGAGACCAUGGUAUAAUUAGCGAAGAUGGAGAAAGUGGAUUUGAUAUGGAAUCUUAUCCUGAUAUGAACAAUGAGCACUACCAAGAGGAUAUUGAUGAUUUUUAAGCUAGUAUAUAUAGUACUGCUGCAAUAUUAACUAGGAUGACACUUUCACAAAAUAGAAGAAGACAUAAUGGAACAUCCAUCACUUAUAGCAACAGAAAUAGCACAGGUACAAGUGAGAACAGGGUUGCAUCAAAUGAGGAUGCAGACGAAGUAGAACAAGCAGCAGAAAUUUACAUCCGUGGCUCAUCAGAGCUUCCACCUAUUAUUCCCAAUGUGGCAGAUCGUCCACUAAUUAGCCCUGAAGGAAAAACGCAUUGGGUAGAACGUCCGAAAUUAAGCAAGGGAAGGAAGCCAGCAAGUGUCUUGACAUGUCUAUUGAAGACCCAUCAUCCUGGUUUAGUUAAAUAUAGAGGCGAAGAUGCGGUGGCAACAACAUGGAGGCAAUACAAAUCAUGUCAGGACACAAAUGGGCGAUCCCAUGCUGAUAUGAUUGAAGGAGCCUUUUGGGUAACAUAAAUAUGUUCCACUAUUUUUGCUAUCAGUUUGAACUGCUGCAGUUAAGAUUAAUUUUUCACUGAUUUGGAUAGUAUUUCUAGAGUAAUUUGUCACUGAUUUAAGUAUAGACAUAAACUACUAUAUGCGAGUACUAUUGAUUUAAGUAUAGACAUAAACUACAUAGAUCAGCAACCUAUCUGGUGUACUAUAGAUGCUUGGAUUGCUAUGGCUGACGAGUGGUCCAAUCAAGAUUGGAUUCAAAAGUCUAUUACAAACCGUGCCAAUCGCUAUAGCACUACAUUCAAACCUCACAAAGGAGGAUCUAACUCCAUUGCGACGAUAUGUCAAAAACUGUCUGAGAAGGAAGGGCGAGAAGUAUCACAAAUUGAGGCAUGGGUCUAUACACAUCGUGGGCUAAAUCCUCAAGAUCCUAGCUCAUUGAACACGGAACAGGCUACUGCAUGCCUAGAGAGGUAUAAAACAAAGGCUAUUGAGUUAAAUGGUCUAGAAUUUGAUUGGUUGCACUCUCCAGUGGAUGCAAGAGCCCUUUAUCAGUGCUCCUGUGGUAGGCCGCAUGGGAAAUGGGCUACAUUCAAUGGGAUGGUUGAUGAUAGCGAGAUCCUAGCUGAGGCAAAGAGUGAUCGUGUAUCCUCAAGAGCUUCCAAGCGUCAACGUCAAGAAGAAGAAGAGCGUGAAAAACGACGGUUGUCCGAUGAUGCUCGUGUUGCAAAGAAAGAUGCCCAUGUUGCAAAGGAAGAUGCUCGUCUUGCAAAGGAGUAUGCUCAGACCAUUUUAGAAUGGGGUAGAGGAGUGCACAACCAAUAUAAUAGCUUGCAAAGUUUUAUGCAGAAAAUGGCUGAGCAUACUGGAAUGCCUUCAAGUGCAGUUCCACCUGUAUUGCCUCUGCCACCACUUCCUCCUACUUAUGGAGUUUCAGCCUCUCAAAACCUGUCUCCUGAAAAUCCUCAUACUGUUGGCUCAGCUAUUGGAGUAGAGAACCAGGAUGACAUUUUUCAUAGGGUUGCCCAUGGAAUGUUUGGAGGCUAUGUUAACACAUCUGGUGAGGCGGGAGGAAACUACUCUCCAAGUUUGGAUGAUCAUCUUAGCCUGUUUUGAUGAGAGCUCUGUCGAGAGUUGCAAGCUUACUGCAAGUGGUGAAGGAUAUAUUUCUUUUGUAAUUGGAUAACUUGUGUGCUAUAUUUUGGUGUCACAAAUUCUACAAACUUUUGUGCGCAUAACUAUGUGACUUGCUAAUUGGAGGGUCCUUUGCAACAUUAUUGUAUCAGUAAUAUUUCCUCUGUGAUUUGUAUUAUGACUUGGGUCUAACUUGCAUCUAAUAUGAUUCUGGAAUUUUUGUGAUAUUUAAAUGCUUUGUAUAUUUAAUCUAUUGAUCUGGUGUUACUAUAAUUAAGAUACGUAGGGAAUGAUCUUUUGUGCAUGCUCUCUAAAGAAAAUAUAAAUAAGAUUUCCCUACACAAGCAGGCAAGCAAAAUAAAACGUAGGGAAACCAACUUUCCAAAUAGGAUAGGCUAGCCAAGUCAGCGUCGUUCCCUGCCCAAAUCAACAGUAGGGAAACAGCUGGUUUCCCUACGCUUCUUGGUAGGAAGCGUAAGGCAAUUUGCCUUUCCCGACCUUUUUUCCCCUGCGAAUAGUUCCCUACGAAAAACUGUAGGGGAACUCUUUCCCUACACUUUUCAUGUCUUCCCCUAGUAAAACAAGCUGUAGGGGAAUUUGGGUUUUCUA